AUGGACAACGAGUAUUAUUCCUUAGACGCAAUCUUGGCUGAGAAUCAGGCAUGCUUUUCGUACUAUUAUAAUUCAGAUGAACUGAAUUUCAUUGAGAAAAUCGAAUGCACGUUCAAUAUUGAAGUUCCAGGCUUGGGCUAUCUAGAUAAUGCAGCAGAUGAGCAUGUCAAAGCACUUCACCGAGACGACCAGUUACCCUAUUGGCUGGCCCCAACGAUGCUCUACACAGGUUGGGCUGGUUUCAAUAUGCCGCGUCCUUACAAUGGACUGGUGCAAAACGCGGUUGUGGCGGAGCCGCGAAGCGUAAAGAUAGGAGCGCUGGUUGGGGAAAACGGGCGGUGGUACGCGUUUGGGAAGAUGGUUGUAGAUCUGUUGAGUGACCCACAGGCAAAGGAACUGGCAGACAUCUUAAGACAGACGUUCAAAGGCCGUCUCCCGGACCUCAUGGACCAAGCCCAACAUUUCACAGGCACGGCGUCUGCGGCCGCACGGACGAGCGGUGACGAUGCAGGGGCAGAGUUUCGAUCGGGACUAGAUGCGACGGAACGAGAACGUGAGAAUGUCGAUCCAUAUGGUCAUCUUGAGGGAACUGACGGUUGCCAUCUUCGCUGCUCAGUGUUUGUCAUGGCACAGGAGAGCGCACGCCAAGUCAAAGCGUGGUAUGAAUCCUCGGACAAGUCUCGAUGA
Messenger RNA from Serendipita indica DSM 11827, 687 nucleotides. The record is from the annotation of a GenBank genome assembly. NCBI's taxonomy places the organism in Eukaryota, Fungi, Basidiomycota, Agaricomycetes, Sebacinales, Serendipitaceae.